Racocetra persica is the source of this 176-nucleotide messenger RNA. The record is from the annotation of a GenBank genome assembly. Lineage: Eukaryota; Fungi; Glomeromycota; Glomeromycetes; Diversisporales; Gigasporaceae.
GCGCAAUCAAAGGAAAAAAAAAAUGAUUCGGAAAUUGAAGCAGAACAUAUAAAUAGACAACAGCUGAAUACAGAAACCAUUAAUGAAUUCACAAAAAAUGAAGAAAGCAUGAAAUCUUAUCAAGACCAACUUUCAAAAUCUGACAAAAAACUUUUAAAUACUUUUCACAAAAUAAU